GUCAGGCCUGAUGCUGUACGAAUCUCGAAAAAAAAAUCAAUAUUUAAUUUUCGAAAAUUUUCGCCAUUACAAUACUUCCACGAAGUAAAACGUUACGGUAGUAAUUAAUAUUGAUACGACGUAGGAUUAAAACCAAGAUGUUCGCACUAAAAAGGCAAUGACAGCAUCCGUAUUGCACUUUAAUGCUUGCAAUAUUUUAAAGGUAUAAAUUGGACAUGAGCAUCCAAGAGGUGAUUCAUUUGUUGAAAAAUCCAGACGUCAACAUGGCUCUCAGGAUAAUCGCUAUAACACUAGCUGCGAGCACCUGCGUCCUGUCAAGUCCAAUAAACCAACAUUCAAUUGAGAUCCACCAACCACCUCGUAGCUACGAUGCCGAGUCCAACAGUACCCCAAUACCCAUUAUACACCAAGAGCAAGAAGUCGAGUUUGACGGCACGUACCACUCUUCAUUUGAAACCGGAAAUGGUAUUGUUGCUCAUGAAGAGGGCCAUUUGAAGAAUGCAGGGCAAAAAGAUGAGGAAAUUGAAGAGGUGCAGGGCGAGGUGCAAUAUACUGCGCCUGAUGGGACUAUCAUCAAACUAAAAUACAUAGCGAAUGAGAACGGAUUCCAGCCCGAGGGAGAUCAUCUUCCCAAGGCUCCCGUAGAUGAGAACACCCCGCCUCCAGUACCCCCAGCAAUCGCCAGGGCUCUUGAGUACAUUUUGGCUCAUCCACAAGAGGAAGAAGAAUCGCAAACCGCGAAGGCACAUCAUUAGUACUGAUAUUAGUUAAGUGUUCCUGUAUUUUAUAUUUUUGUAAAUAAAAGAACAAUGUAUGUA
Acanthoscelides obtectus is the source of this 818-nucleotide messenger RNA. The record is from the annotation of a GenBank genome assembly. Lineage: Eukaryota; Metazoa; Arthropoda; Insecta; Coleoptera; Chrysomelidae.